This is a messenger RNA of Coccinella septempunctata (seven-spotted ladybird), 1003 nucleotides long. RefSeq lists its product as uncharacterized. The record is from RefSeq and is a predicted model, not a curated record. Bases 197 to 913 code for a protein of 238 amino acids. The transcript is spliced from 4 exons. NCBI's taxonomy places the organism in Eukaryota, Metazoa, Arthropoda, Insecta, Coleoptera, Coccinellidae.
AAACUCAAUUGCAACAAGUGGACCAUAAAAAUGACACCUUUUCACGUUGUCUUGAGCUCCGAGUGCUAUUUUAAAACCGCAGUUUUAUGGAACUCCGUGAAACGUUUUGGGUAUGCCGUUUUGAGGUAUAUAAAGUGGAAUUAACACUCAAACCGUCAGUUUUGUGUAAGAAGUUCAAGUGCUUGAGUGUUGCAAAAUGAUCAAUCUCAAGGCCCAACUCUUUCUGAUCUGCACAGUGACCUGUGUGCUCUGCACCGAUUCGAUACAGCAGAAGAGGCAGAUAUCUCAAGGAACAAACAGAGAAAUAGAACCUGAAGCUUCAGAAACUGCAUUUCCACAAGCCGCGGUUCAAGCGGGAAGCAAGUAUUUCCAAUACAUUCAUGUACCCUCCAAGGAUCAUGUUGAGCACGGCCAUAGAAGAGGAGAAGAUCAUCACUUUAUAGAGAGACAUGAAAAGGCCAAACCACAUGAUGGCGAGUUCAAAACUAAAGUGAGAUGGGGAGAUAAGCAUGGAGGGUAUGGCGAACAUUAUUGGGACUACAAUCACGCAGGACAUGACGGUCACAACGGUGAAGAAAGCAACCAUAACGAACAAUACGCAGCUUACGAAGAAGAAGGGGAAUCCGUACCAGUGCCGGCUUACGCAGACAAUUCUAGGGGAAAGAGGGAGCAGGUGAAUGAAGACGUCGAAUUCAUCAGUCCGAAGGCAAGGUCCCUAGUUUUGAGUGGCGUGACCGCCAAGCACGGAGGGAAUUACAUGACAGAGAAGGACUUCGAUAGGAGGAAGAGGGAACAAAAGAAGAGGAAGAUCAAGUCCCUCAAUGGGGACUAUCUUCUGUACCAACCCGAAACAGGUCGAGUGGUCGAUCACAAGACAGGAAUUACUUACGAGCUGAAGCCUGUAGAUUUUUGAAAGUAAUGCACAUGGAGCAUUUUCGUGAUUAAUUUAUUUUUUACACUUUUUUAAUUUUGUUACGUUGAAUAUUGGAAUAAAUGGUUUUUU